Molecule: messenger RNA, 1215 nt
Organism: Ylistrum balloti
Lineage: Eukaryota; Metazoa; Mollusca; Bivalvia; Pectinida; Pectinidae
Product: prominin-1-like
Exons: 13
Coding region: 1-1215 (404 amino acids)
Cellular component (GO): membrane
Source: RefSeq, a predicted model, not a curated record
AUGAAUGACUCAACAGAUUUCAGUCAAACGUUAUCCGAGUACGCAGUGUCCAGUCUGACAGGAGGGGCUGUGCAACGUCUUCAAGACAGUGCCGAAUCUGCCCAACACAACUUAGAUGCUAUUGAUGCGGAGCGCAACAACCCGAGUUUUAUAUCUGCUAUGAAUACGCUAAAUUCAAUACCUGGUGUCCCAGGAAUUACAACUCCCACGGCAAGAGAUUCUGACUUGGAUAGUAUAAAGGAUAAGGUCGGCGACACUGUGGAUACUAUCAAACCAUUCGACCAUUACAGAUGGAUUGCUGGUGUGUCCAUUGGAGGUAUUAUCUCCCUUAUCGUUGGACUACAAUUUUUUGGCUUAGGUUUUGGAGUGUUUGGAAGCUGCCGUUCCGCUCCUGACGACCCCAAGGGCUGCAUGUCUAAUUCAGGCGGACGAAUGAUAAUUGCAUCUAUCGUCUUCAUCUUCCUGUUUGCAUGGCUGUUGAUGUUGCUGACCACACUGCUUUUCGCCGUUGGAGCAUUGACAGAGAAGUUUAUGUGUGAACCCUUGAAGGACCCUGAACUCACGGAUAUAGAAUCGGUGUUGAAUGACUUUGUUGAUAUCAAAUCGAUGCUGCAAUACCAACAAGACGCACCAAGUCUGGGAACAAUCCUAAGUUCUUGUAAAGAGAACAAGGCAAUCUAUAGUGCGUUACAAAUGGAGAAAAUGGGCAAUCUCGUUGAUUUCCCAGCUCUGGAACGACAAAUAACAACAGCUAAAAAAGAUAUGAAGACCCAGUUGGAUGAUGUACUUAAUAACCUCGCGGGAGGGUCAUUCGCAUCAGUUAACUUAACUGACGGUGCUGUCACAACAAAGCUUGAUAACACAAAACGAGACAUUAGUAAUUUCGAUGUAAAUGCCAUGGAAAAAGAGGGUGUAAUGCAACAGAAAUUAGUUCCACUGAAAACACUUACAACCACGAUCGGGCCUUUGGUUGAUGACGUUAAAAUCCAACUAGCGAGUGCAACAUCAGCGAUCCAGAAUCAAGGGGAAAUGAGGAAGAUAUCGGAUCAUUUCAUUAAUAACACCUUUGAUGUUGUGGAUAUCUUUUAUACCAGCACCAAGAAUGCGAUUUAUGAGAUCGACCACCUUAAGACUAACGAGUUUAUUGUAUCUGCUAUAGAAUCUGUGUCUUUUAAUCCGUCCAGUAAAAAGAAUGCUAGUCGUUAUAGAAAAUAA